CUCCUCGCUCAAGGUCCCCGUUCAGGUGUCGCGCGCGCGCUGAGCCGGCUGAACGCACGUGAGGGAGUCACAGCUGCCGAGCUUCGCGGCGCUCGUCGGCCACUGUUGUAACGCGCGUCGGCGUCGAAAGAGAGAGAAAGAGCGAGAGUGCACGAGCAUCCUCGUGACGUUCCACGAGCUACUCUACGGCGUACCUGAACCCUGUGUGUCGUGCACCGUGUUCGCGUUAUACGCGAAUUAUGCUGUAUAGAAACGCGAUCGCGCGCGCGCCAACAACAUUAUGUACACGCUAUUACGUGCGCUGUUAGUACUCGUGCAUCGCCUUUACAUCGGGUUUUGUUAUGCCUGGGCCGCGCUGCAACGGGUUUACGCGGACCUCUGGUGCGCCGCGAGCUCGACGACGGAGCUCGAUACGAUCGUACGGACGCUCGCGCGUGCCAAAAAGAUGCCAAGACACCUGGUGAUCGUGCAGGUGAUCGACCAGUCGCUCCUGGACUGUGUGCGUAUCAUUGGAUGGUGUAUUACGCUUGACAUACCUUACAUCAGCUUCUUUGACCGUAAUGGUUUCUUCAAGAGAAAUGAAAGCAAUCUUAAAGAACAGUUUGCAAAAAAGUGGCCUGAUUUAGUAGAAUAUAUUACCUGGAAUUCAUAUACAAAGGCACCUAGUCAAAAUGGAAUAACUAAUGGCAGCAGGUCGAAAAUAAAUGUAUCAUUCUUAUCCGACGUAGAUGGUAAAGGGAAAAUAGUAACGUUAACGCAAUCAUUGGCGAAGGCCGUGUCUACGGGGAAACUUGAUCCGGAAGAAAUUACGGACCAACUAAUCACUGAGAAGUUACAAGUAAAGGGGAUGCCCGAUCCCGAUCUCGCUUUAAUAUACGGCUACAGUUGUUCCACACAUGGUCUCCUACCGUGGCACACAAGAACGACAGAAUUUUUAAUGCUGCCACUGUACGUUAGAAUCACGGUGAAAGAUUUCGCGUAUGUAUUAGAGAGAUAUAGUAAAUGUGUACAACGGUACGGAAAAUGAUAUGUAAUUAUAUCCUUAUUUAUACAAGAGAUAUUGCAUUUAUGAUAAGAGAAGAAAUAAAUUAUCAUGAAGACUGA
Molecule: messenger RNA, 1104 nt
Organism: Dinoponera quadriceps
Lineage: Eukaryota; Metazoa; Arthropoda; Insecta; Hymenoptera; Formicidae
Gene: Tango14
Product: dehydrodolichyl diphosphate syntase complex subunit NUS1
Exons: 4
Coding region: 281-1027 (248 amino acids)
Cellular component (GO): endoplasmic reticulum membrane; dehydrodolichyl diphosphate synthase complex
Molecular function (GO): ditrans,polycis-polyprenyl diphosphate synthase [(2E,6E)-farnesyl diphosphate specific] activity
Source: RefSeq, a predicted model, not a curated record